Symbiodinium necroappetens is the source of this 960-nucleotide messenger RNA. The record is from the annotation of a GenBank genome assembly. NCBI's taxonomy places the organism in Eukaryota, Dinophyceae, Suessiales, Symbiodiniaceae.
AUGGCGGCAGAAGGAGAGAGAAAAAACGUCUACUGCGAUGGGAUCUUCGACCUUACCCACAUAGGACAUCAAAAUCUCUUCCGCAAUGCAUCGAAGCUGGGAACGCAUGUAUUCGUGGGUGUCGUCGGUGACAAGGAUGCGAACAAUUACAAGAGGCCCCCGAUCAUGACGGCUGCUGAGCGCGAAGCACAGGUACUAGGAUGCAAACAUGUCGAAAAGGUUAUUCCGGAUGCACUGUGCUUCGGCAUGACAGAAGAGUUCUUGAAGGAACAUGAUAUCCAUGUAUGUGCGGUCGGGCAGGAGUACUUCGAUCGUUUUCCCGACCCCGAGGACGAUCCUUACUACAAAAUUCCACGCAAGUUGGGGAUAGCUGUGCCGAUGCCCAGGUUCGAUGGUCUCUCUACUUCUGACCUCAUUCGGAGGAUUCAAGAGCGGCAGUCGCCAGACUGGAAGCCGGCGGCUACUCCAGAAGAAAGCUCGACCAGCAAGGUGCUGGAGGCAGAAAAGGACCUCGAAAGAGACAUUCCUGAAGGAGAAAGGAAGAAUGUCUACUGUGAUGGGAUCUUCGACAUGUGCCACGUGGGUCACCAGAAUCUCUUUCGCAAUGCAUCGAAGCUGGGAACGCAUGUGUUCGUGGGUGUCGUCGGUGACAAGGAUGCGAACAAUUACAAGAGGCCCCCGAUCAUGACGGCUGCUGAGCGCGAAGCACAAGUACUGGGGUGCAAGCAUGUGGACAAGGUCAUCACUAAUGCGUUGUGCUUUGGCAUGACGGAGGAGUUCUUGAAGGAACACAACAUUCACGUUUGUGCGGUCGGGCAGGAGUACUUCGAUCGUUUUCCUGAUCCCGAGGACGACCCCUACUACAAAGUUCCGCGCAAGUUGGGGAUAGCCGUGCCGCUGCCCAGAUUCGAUGGUCUCUCUACUUCCGAUCUCAUCCAGCGAGUGAAGGACAGGAUCUAA